This is a messenger RNA of Protopolystoma xenopodis, 345 nucleotides long. The record is from the annotation of a GenBank genome assembly. NCBI's taxonomy places the organism in Eukaryota, Metazoa, Platyhelminthes, Monogenea, Polystomatidea, Polystomatidae.
AUGCCGCACAAGCAGCUUGAAUUGGCGUCCUGGAGUAUCUCACGUCUCGCAGGUCCACACGCUUCAACGGCUCGUCAACAGGCGCCUACAACUCUGCUUCCAGCACUUAUUUCGGGUGGGAGUGUUGGUCUAUUUACUGGCGCCGGUGUUGGCUCUGACGAUGCUGAUUCUCGCGGUGGAGCCUCAUGUCGCCUUGCUGUUUCCCUACCUUGGGGCACACAGACCCUGGCCAUGACGCUAGCUCAGAAUUGGGGCAUGGAACAAACAUGCAGAGUUCGCCUCCGUGUCUGUUUCCGAGGCCUUGAUAUUUCUACUGACAAAAUAGUCUUAGUUAGUGCAUCCUGA